Molecule: messenger RNA, 1698 nt
Organism: Cottoperca gobio
Lineage: Eukaryota; Metazoa; Chordata; Actinopteri; Perciformes; Bovichtidae
Product: carbohydrate sulfotransferase 8
Exons: 3
Coding region: 109-1128 (339 amino acids)
Biological process (GO): proteoglycan biosynthetic process; carbohydrate biosynthetic process
Cellular component (GO): membrane
Molecular function (GO): sulfotransferase activity
Source: RefSeq, a predicted model, not a curated record
UUCUCCUGUGACAGUGUUGAUGCUGGUGCUAUCAUUAGCGCGCUACAGUCGCAGGCCACCAGGCCUCAGCUGGGCUGCAGCCCAGCUGAGGCAUGCUGGCACCGAGGCAUGCUGGGUGUAAAGGGACUGCUGGCUCCCAGGUGGCCCCUACAGCAGGACGUGCUCUCUGCAGUGAAAUUAGUUUCCUCUGCGUUGGAGGCGUUGGACUCUUCCAGAGCUCCCGUUACUAAGCGUCACAGGAAGCUGCUUCUGAAGACCACCGCUGCAGGCGGAGAGGAGGAGCUGCUGCAGCAGCGGCUGGCGGAGACUCAGGCAUCCCGCCGGCGCCUGCUGACCGACGUUUGUGCCAAAUACCAACCAGGCGUCGAUGAGCGACAUGUCUCCGGGCGGCAGGUGUCCCGGGUGUACGUGGAGGACCAGUCCCGGCUGCUGUACUGCGAGGUGCCCAAAGCCGGCUGCUCCAACUGGAAGCGGGUGCUGAUGGUGCUGGGGGGGAGCGCCACCUCCACGCAGGACAUCCCUCACGACGCGGCGCAUUACGGCAACCACCUGUGGCGGCUGGAGAGUUACGAACACGCCGGCAUCGCCGAGAGACUCCGCUCCUACACCAAAGUGCUGUUUGUCAGGGAGCCUUUCGAGCGCCUUGUGUCUGCGUUUCGGGACAAGUUUGAGAGUCCCAACUCGUACUACCACCCGGUGUUUGGACGCCCCAUCAUCUCCAGGUACCGUGCCAACGCCACGCAAGCUGCGCUGCGCACCGGCGCCGGCGUCACCUUCAGGGAGUUUGUGCAGUACUUGCUGGACGUGCGGCGGCCGGUGGGCAUGGACAUCCACUGGGAGCCAGUCACCCAGCUGUGCAGCCCCUGUCUCCUCCGCUACAACUUUAUCGGGAAGUUCGAGAGCUUGCGGGAGGAGGCCGACUUCCUGCUGCGCAGCGUCGGGGCGCCGAGAAACCUCACGUUCCCCGACUUCAAGGACAGAAACCCGCGAGCUGAGAGGACUUCGUCCAGAAUCACUCAGAGAUACUUCUCACAGCUCAACGCCACCGAGAGGCAGAAGGCCUUCGACUUCUACUACAUGGACUACCUGAUGUUCGACUAUCCCAAACCCUUCAACGACCUGCACUGAGGGGUGGAGGGGGGUGGGGGGUAAAGAUGCUCACACUAGUUUGAUAUGAAGCCAAACUCCGGACAAGUUUAUUGAGUGAGAGCGACUCGUCUCCUCUUUAAAUCUAAAAUAUUGGUGCAGAUUUAGUUUUCUAAAUUAAGUUUUCUGGUACGACUCCGCUCGGCUGCUCGGUUUUGCUUUUUCUGCUAUUUAUUUUAGUACCUGGUACUCUUUUAGUACCGGGUACUCUUUUAGUACCGGGUACUCUUUUAGUACCCGGUACUCUUUUAGUACCUGGUACUCUUUUAGUACCGGGUACUCUUUUAGUACCCGGUACUCUUUUAGUACCCGGUACUCCUUUAGUACGUGGUACUCCUUUAGUACCUGGUACUCUUUUAGUACCUGGUACUCUUUUAGUACCUGGUACUCUUUUAGUACCCGGUACUCCUUUAGUACCUGGUACUCCUUUAGUACGUGGUACUUCUUUAGUACCUAGUACUCUUUUAGUACCUGGUACUCCUUUAGUACCUGGUACUCCUUUAGUACCUGGUACUCCUUGGUACUCCUUUAGUACCUGGUACUCCUUUAGUA